This is a messenger RNA of Sphaerulina musiva SO2202, 1536 nucleotides long. RefSeq lists its product as uncharacterized. Bases 1 to 1536 code for a protein of 511 amino acids. The record is from RefSeq and is a predicted model, not a curated record. Lineage: Eukaryota; Fungi; Ascomycota; Dothideomycetes; Mycosphaerellales; Mycosphaerellaceae. The transcript has a single exon.
AUGGACGCUCUCCGGAAGGCUGCAGGCCUCGGCCAUAGGAUCGCUAUCCAUAUCGACAUCAAGGAUCCGCAAUCAACAUAUACCACCUUGGAUCGCAUCGAAGGAGUGCUUUCAAUCACAGCAUCUACGAGGACCAGCUUUGAUGACAUCGAUAUCGAGUUUGUCGGCACGUCCAAGACUUCUGUCGAGCGCCUGACAGCAGCAGCGGCCGUCUCAGGACGAUCCGAAGCAUUCCAUCAGUUUCUGAAGUUACAGGACAAGUCGGUGCAAGAUCUUUAUCCUGAAGAUCGGGUUCUCAAGGCCAAGAAGACGUACACGUUCCCUUUCUUGUUUGUCAUUCCCGAGCAACUACUACCCAAGGUCUGCGGACAUGCUUGCAAAGCUCCAGGCGUCCGGGAGGCUCACUUACAGCUCCCUCCGACGAUGGGUGAUCGCGAAUGCGAUCGUCAAGACCCGGCAACUGGACGGCCUCUUGAUGACUUGGCACCAGACAUGGUAAGCACGCGAUAUGGAGUGCAUGUUCGGAUCAUCAAGGAGAACGAGGGAACGCGUGAGACACUUGCAAAUUAUGGCAAAAAAGUCCGGGUCGUGCCCAUUAUCCAAGAGCAGCCUCCACUGCCCAUUAGCGACGAUGACGACGAGUAUCGCUAUCGCAAGGAGAAAGUCAUCAGGAAAGGCGUGCUUCAAGGCAAGGCCGGUACGAUCGUCAUGGAGACCGUCCAACCUUCAGCAGUCCGUAUGCAUGCCUGUGGGAACUCCAGCAGGCCAUCAACCGCAAAGAUUAUGCUUCGCUUUGACCCUGCGGACAAGCACGCUGCCCCGCCUCGACUUGGCAAUCUGGCCAGCAAACUGAAGGUCAACACUUAUUUUGCCAGUACUGCCCGACAAUCAUACCCAACCAAGCGAGCUACCUUUCAGGAUCCUUCUCAGGGAAUACAUAGUGAGCAGCUUACACUGGUCAGUCGCAAGGUGGGAGGGCCAGACCCCGAGGACAAAUCCGGAAAAGCCGAAAUUUGGACUACAUACGAGUCGGAAACUGCAGCCCGUCGUGACUCUGCUUGCUCAGUGAGCACUUUCAUCCCCGAUGCCAGCAAAGACUACAAAGGAAAGACCUUCUAUGUCGCCCAACUGGAGGCUCCCAUCGUCUUACCAGAAAACAAAGUCUUUAUCCCAACAUUCCACUCAUGUCUGAUCAGCCGCAUCUACCAAGUCAAAUUCGAACUUCAUCUCCAGAAUAAGGGAGUCGUCGGCACCAUUGAUCUCAAACUGCCCAUCCAAGUAUCUUGCUCUGGACAUGAAGACUGGGAGCCGAGACAGUCCUCUGUUGUCACCGAUGGCCGCGGUGAGCACGAGCUUCGCGAGGAAGACUUCGAAGAGUACUUUGAACCACGGACGUUGCACAUCCCGAGUGAAGCGUUCCUUGGGAGUAGUGUCCUUCAAAGACCUGCUUCACCAACUUUUGUGAGGAACGAGUUACCCCCCAGCUACUCUUACUACGCGCCACCUAUAGGCGUACAGACUGUACCUGCAUACUAG